This is a messenger RNA of Thlaspi arvense, 1437 nucleotides long. The record is from the annotation of a GenBank genome assembly. Lineage: Eukaryota; Viridiplantae; Streptophyta; Magnoliopsida; Brassicales; Brassicaceae.
CUGAUAAAAGGAUUAGCUCUAAUCUUCUAACAACCACAUAAAACUCUCUCUAUAUAGGUUUUCCUCUCAAAUCGGGAAAACCCUAGUUCGUAAGAUUCUUGCUAGAUUCGCAGUCUUCUGAGUUGAUCCUUGGAAAAAAAAAUUAAAAUUAGCAGAUUUGUUUCGAUCUAUUCGAGAAUGAGUCAGCCUUCCGUGAUCCUCGCAACGGCUAGCUAUGACCGUACGAUCCGAUUCUGGGAGGCCAAAACCGGUCGCUGUCACCGAACCAUUCACUUUCCUGCUUUGCCUUAUCAAGAGCUCGGGACAGAAGAGGAUACGCCUCAGCAGAUCGCGCAUAAACAAAACAAGCCUCAGCAUGUGAAUAGGCUCGAGAUAAGCCCAGAUAAGCUAACUCUAGCAGCAGCUUGCAAUCCUUACAUACGAGUCUUUGAUGUCAAUUACAGUAGUGAACCUGUGAGGACCUUCGUUGGACACUCCAGCAAUGUCAUGGCAGUUGGAUUCCAACGUGAUUGCAAAUGGUUGUAUUCAGGAUCUGAGGAUGGCACAGUUAGGAUCUGGGACCUGAGGGUUCCUCCUCCUCCCGAACCCGAAACUCCACCAAUGGAGGAGUAUCAAGAGUUUGCAUACAUAUGUGGUGAAAUCCCUCGUCCUCCGAGUCCCCCAGUCAAUUAUGAAAGAAAUUGCGUAAGGGGAUAUGGAAAUGUUUCCUCAGUUAACACAGUUGUUUUACACCCAAAUCAGAAAGAACUGAUAUCUGGUGACCAAAAUGGCAUUAUACGUGUAUGGGAUCUGAGAAAGGAUUCGUGCAGCUAUGAACUGGUACCAGAACCUGAUAUAGCCAUACGGUGGUUAUCGGUGUCGUUGGAUGGGACAAUGCUGGUUGCUGCUAAUGACCGUGGCAUAUGUUAUAUAUGGGGCAUGUCACCUGGAAAAGAAAUGACGAGUGAGUUUGAGCCUCUUUGUAAGCUACAAGCUCAUGAUACCCUUAUCCUCAAAUGUGCACUAUCUCCUGGAAACAGGUAUCUAGCAACAGCAUCAUCUGACAAAACUGUCAAAAUAUGGAACGUUGGUGAGGAUUUCAAGCUAGAGAAAGUUUUAACUGGACAUCAAAGAUGGGUCUGGGACUGCGCCUUCUCAGUGGAUGGAGAGUUUCUUCUCACAGCGUCAUCGGACGCGACGGCUAGAUUGUGGUCGACAAAAGCGGGAAAAGAAAUGAAACUGUUCCGAGGCCAUCGCAAAGCCGCUGUGUGUUGUGCACUCCGCGAUGAUUAAAAGAUCCUGAAUAAGAAUCAAAAAGGCUUAAGCUUAUGAACAAAUCAUGCUUGUGUUGUUUGUGUUUUUGAAAACUUUUGUUACAUUUCAACCGGAUCGGUUGUGACUGCUCCUUUGAUCUCUUCGUGAUUAAACAUUUCUCUCUAUUGCAAAACAUAACCUAGC